Messenger RNA from Chelonus insularis, 1683 nucleotides. RefSeq names its product ALG6/ALG8 family glucosyltransferase xit (gene xit). The transcript has 7 exons. Gene Ontology annotation, molecular function: dolichyl pyrophosphate Glc1Man9GlcNAc2 alpha-1,3-glucosyltransferase activity. NCBI's taxonomy places the organism in Eukaryota, Metazoa, Arthropoda, Insecta, Hymenoptera, Braconidae. Gene Ontology annotation, cellular component: endoplasmic reticulum membrane. The coding region runs from base 102 to 1682 and encodes 526 amino acids. Gene Ontology annotation, biological process: protein N-linked glycosylation. The record is from RefSeq and is a predicted model, not a curated record.
CUUCCUGAGUACCUGCGAUUAUUAUUGUAUAGUGAGUAAAAUAGAGUCCCUAAACAUAUUUUGGAGAUAAAAUUAUUUGUAAAUAUUAUUUAUAAUAUAAAAUGUUUACUUACCAUUUGAAUUCCAAUACACGAAUGACUACUCAAAAGGAUGAAAAGAACCUCUUCAUAAAUCGUAAAGAAUUUUAUGCAAUAUUUAUUAUCAUAUCUUCUAUCAAAGUACUGCUAAUUCCCACAUACCGUUCUACAGAUUUUGAAGUACAUCGUAAUUGGCUUGCAAUAACACAUAGUUUACCUAUUAAUGAAUGGUAUACUUCAGCAAAAUCACAAUGGACAUUAGAUUAUCCUCCUUUUUUUGGCUGGUUCGAAUUUUUUCUGAGCCAAAUAGCAUCAUUUAUCGAUCCUAAUAUGUUGAACAUUGAUAAUUUUAAUUAUGAAUCACCCUUAACUAUUUUGUUUCAAAGGGUUUCUGUUAUUGUUACUGAUUUAUUGCUUCUGUAUGGAGUUCAAGAGGUUAGCAAUAUUUUUCAUAAAACAUAUCAUGAAUCGUUGGUUUUUGGAUUUUUAUCACUGUGUAAUAUAGGAUUACUCCUGGUUGAUCAUAUUCAUUUUCAAUAUAAUGGCAUUUUAACAGGAAUUCUGUUAUUAUCAAUUGCUAAUGUAAUGAAAUCAAAUAUACACGUUUUAGCUGGUGCUACAUGGUUCGCAAUUUUGUUGAAUUUAAAACAUAUUUAUUUAUAUAUUGCUCCUUCAUUUAUAGUCUGGUUACUCAAAUGGUAUUGUCUGAGAAGUAAUCAAUUUUUUACAAGACUGAUUCAACUUGGAAUCAUUGUACUUGCUGUUACAGCAAUUUCAUUUGGGCCAUUUAUUCAUCAACUACCUCAAGUACUUUCAAGACUUUUUCCAUUUAAACGAGGUUUAGUUCAUGCAUAUUGGGCUGCUAAUGUUUGGUCGUUAUACGUUGGUUUGGAUAAAAUACUAACUGUUGUAUGGAAACAAUUAGGCUGGUUGUCAUCAAUGCAUGUACAAACUGCUACAAUGACUGGUGGUUUGGUUCAAGAAAGUUCUCUUACAGUUUUAGCUUCUCCAACGCCUCUUGUUACAUUUAUUGCUACGAUUUGUUCGAUGCUCCCGGCUCUGAUAAUAUUAUUCAGUAAAAAACGAGAGAAUUUAAAAAAAGAAAACAUGGUUCGCUGUUUAGUAAUAUGUGCUUUAAGUUCUUUCAUGUUUGGAUGGCAUGUUCAUGAAAAAGCUAUUCUAACGGCAAUAAUUCCACUUGGAAUUCUAGCCACAACUAAUAAAGCUGAUGCCAAAUUAUUUCUUCUAUUAAGUUCUACAGGCCAUGCUGCUAUUUUACCACUACUUUUUCCAGAAAAUUUAAUCAUAUUUAAAAUUGGAAUUUUAGUAAUGUAUAUAAUGACAGUUUUUUUAUGUUUAAAAAAUUUAUUUCAUUCAUCUCUUCUGUAUAUUCAUGAGUGGAUUUAUGUUUUAAUAUUACCAUUGAUAAGUUUAUAUGAAACAGUGUUUCAUACAAUAUGCUUUGGUAAGAAAUUACCAUUUUUUCCAUUAGCUCUUACUUCGUGUUAUUGUAGUAUUGGUAUUUUAUAUUGUUGGAUUAUUUAUUAUUAUACAUAUUAUACCGAUUAUCAACUUGAGAAAGUACGAUUAGAGAAAAAAGAUUGAA